This is a messenger RNA of Lytechinus variegatus (green sea urchin), 2913 nucleotides long. RefSeq lists its product as uncharacterized. The transcript has 5 exons. The record is from RefSeq and is a predicted model, not a curated record. NCBI's taxonomy places the organism in Eukaryota, Metazoa, Echinodermata, Echinoidea, Temnopleuroida, Toxopneustidae. The coding region runs from base 109 to 2418 and encodes 769 amino acids.
AUCGUCGUCGAUCGGAGCUGGCCUAGCCAGCCGGCGGGUGAGCGGUGGAGCGAUCGCGACAAGUGCCGGAAUCAAAAUAAAUGAGGGCAUGUUCUGGCUUGAGAUACGAUGGAUUCAUUCAGUGAACUACAUGAGAACUUGUUACAAGGACAUUGCCUGUGUCACAUCGAGAUGGGAAACAUCCUGGAACUGCUAGAUCUUGGUUCACAGGUCAGAGGUCAAGGGUUAGAAGGAGAGAUUUCUUUUACCACCAGAGAUCAAGUCUUGGUGAAGUUAGGCUUGAUCACUAGUAUUCAUGAGAUUAACCACUGCAGCAACAUAGAGCAAGUGCAGCAAGCCCUCUGUUCAUCAGAGAAUUUAGAGCUUCUGCUCCCCAUGUUAGGCUCAAGGGAUCAGCUUAUUGCACAUAGUGCCAGUCGAUGCCUAGAAGCUCAUUUGCUGCUAUUAGCCAAGUUUGAAAAAGAUAAGGUGGAAUGUUUUCUGAAAGAGGCUAUCAGGUGUAUGCUUCAUCACAGAGGAGAGCUGGAGCAGGAGGUGUCUUCAGCCGUCAACAGGACCGUCUUUACUCUGGAUCUCAUGUCUAAUAUCUUGAGAGGAGAAUCUGCAAAGUCUGGCAAAACAAAAGGAGCCACACCUACUCUACCUUGUAUGGGGAAUUCCACAUCAGCCACAAAUGAGGGCAGCAGACCCAUUGAGCACACUAGUGAUGGUCACUCCGUCUGGUACUACAAUGUCAUCAAGGAGAGUAUCCUCAAGCUUUGUGCAGGCUUUUCAAAUCAGUUUGAUGAAGCUUCCAAUGCACACCAUGCCAGCGAACAUGAACAAUCCUCUAUCUCCUGGCUCCACUCAUUGAAUAUUGCUUUUAAACACAAGAUCUACCAUGCUUUUCUAAGACUUCUCUUGUCAUUUACCAAAGAACAGAUGUGUACAGAGAGAGGCCCCUUCAGCACAUUAUAUUUUAUACAGUCAGUUUUGCCUCACCUACAAGCAGUACUAGUGACUUAUUCCCAUGGUAGCAUUGCCAAUUUGAAGAUGGUGCUCGGUGUACUGAUCAUGUUCCUGCAGGCAUGUGUCAAAGCUAGUGAGAGUGCAAAGUGUGGAGCAGUUGAAACAAGUGACAUAGGGCUUCUGCAAUCAUUACAUUCAUCAUGGAGUGGACUUCUUGCAGACAUCUGUGAAGAUCUGUGGUUAGAACAGAUGCCAUAUCACAAAGGACCUGUUGGUUUUGGCGGAUUCACAUUUGCAUCCGAAGAAGUGCAUGAUAGAUCUUCAGAGGAGUACAUCAGAGGAGACAUAGUGAUCCUGAGAAAGCUUGCUCAGCUGGUUUUACUUGGUGUAGAAUUAGGAAUAUCCUCUGGAAUAGAAUUUAGACCUCUGGCCAGAAACUUUUACCAAAUGUGUCAUUUCAUUGAGUCCAAAUUGCAAGAGGCAUUGCUGCAGCAGGAAGAAUCAAUGGAUCAAGGAAGAUGGAUCUUUGAAAUAUUUGGUGAUCAAGAUGAUACUCUGAUAGAAAUAAUGCUUAUACUCUUGAAGAUCAGUCUGUCAGCACAGACACACCUUGAAGAGGAAAGCGAUGAAUCAUCCAAUAGUGAGAGCAGAGGAGAAAUUGGUGAUCCUGAGAACAAAAUUCCUGCUGAGAAGUCGGGAUGCAUUCUUGAUGCACAUCACAUCUUUGUCUCUUUCUUGGAUCACAUGUCUUGGGACAACAGUAUCUUGCUUGAUCUGCUUAUUUCAACGGAAACAGAGUUCCUAGAGUAUUUCAUCAGGUAUCUGCGAUUUGUAACAAAUAAUUGGCAAGGGUUUAUUCGGGUUCAGAAGCUUUUCAGAAAGAAAGAAGAGGAUAAUGAUAAUGUUUCAUGUGAGAUGCCUACAGGGGACAAUGCCAGUGGCGAUGAUGGUAGUCAUGAUGAUGAUGAUAUUUUUGAUGGUUGCAGCAAUAUUGAUGAGGAUAUUAAUGAAACUAGAAUUAGUAAAGAUGAUGUCGGUGACAAUACUUUAGAUGAUCAUAUGGAGAACGAUGUCAGUAGGAACAAAACCAGUGCUAACAAGAAUGAUCUCUGUGGACAAACUGAACCAGUGUCCCUUCCACAGGCAUCCGAAAAAUUUCCUGUUAAACGGAAAUGGGAUAUUGAAGAAGCACAUGAAAAUGCAACAAGGAGAAUAAAGAAAACACAAGGAGAAGAGUUUCUCAAUGUCCCUUUACCACUUGAUACAAAACAGUCUAGUCAUGAAGACUGUAGCAUGAAUGACCCCUUGGCAUCAGAGUUGGGUUGUUUAGACGAUACCAUGACCGUCUUGAUUCGACUCCGUCUUGCCAUAGAAAGGCUGGACAGGAAACGUCUUUUCCCAUUCUUGGCUGCGCCUCUCAUCAGAAUACUUGUCAAAGUAGAAGAUAUGUAUGAAGCAAUGGAGGGUUGACAUAUGUCAAUGGAUGGUUUAAGAUAACGAUUAGAGCACUGCAACCAUGAACUUAAAAUGAGGCUGAUACUGGAAUUGAUGUCACUGGUACAGAGAACUUGCUUCUAAGAUUUUCGACAGAUGUGAAUAGGUAAGGAUUUUCGAUGGCAUCUUUACUCCUUGCCAAUAAAUCAGAAUAUGGGAGGAACCAACCAAGGCAGAUAGAAAUUACAAAGAAGAUAGGACUGAUGCUGGCAGUUGAUCUUCGGCCAUUCAAUAUGGUAGACAAUGUUGGCUUCCGAGAUCUCGUUCAUGCACUUGAUCCCGAUAUUGAAUUCCAUCACAACCUGUCUUCUCGGAGAGCUUUAUCCCGAGCUUGUAUCACGAGGUGAAAAGGAACCUGAAGGCGGACAUAGCAACCACUGUGGGAGGAAUCAGUUUUACAACCGACAUGUGGCGGAGCGGACAACACACAGAAUAUAUGUGUGUCACGUUUCACUGGAUUGUGUUCGACGA